This is a messenger RNA of Folsomia candida, 348 nucleotides long. Its product is annotated as peptidyl-prolyl cis-trans isomerase E-like. NCBI's taxonomy places the organism in Eukaryota, Metazoa, Arthropoda, Collembola, Entomobryomorpha, Isotomidae. Bases 1 to 348 code for a protein of 115 amino acids. The transcript has 3 exons. The record is from RefSeq and is a predicted model, not a curated record.
AUGUGUAAUCAAAUCUACUGUCUUCUGGCAGAGGAUAGUCGACGGACAAUUCGAGUAAAUAUGGCCAAGCCCAUGAAAGUUAGAGAAUUUUCAACUCGGCCUGUCUGGCAAGACGAUAGCUGGCUGCAAAAGCAUGCUGGAGAAACCUUGGGUGUCGGAAAGGAUCCCACUAAGGAUGCGGCGAAUGAAGAUAAAGAAGGUGACCCUGAAGAUGUGAAAGAAAAAUCAAACACCGAGGGCGCCGUCACACCUGGACCAGUUGUCAGAACUCCUAAGAAUCCUCAAGUCUACUUGGACAUUAAAAUCGGGAAAUUCACUGUAGGAAGAAUGUCAUUUGUUCUCAGGUAA